UAAGUCACAAAGUUUGCCGCAUUGUCUAUCGGUAAGGUGCGAAUCUCACACGUUGCUGCAGUCGGCUGACGAAAUUGUUUGCAUUUGCAUUUACUGUUGAAAACAACCAGCAAAAUGAAGUUCCUGACUGCCAAGGAAGUGCGCGAUGCUUAUCUGGGCUUCUUCAAGGAGCAGAAGCACAUCUAUGUCCACUCGUCUAGCACGAUUCCACUGGAUGAUCCCACACUGUUGUUCGCCAACGCCGGCAUGAACCAGUUCAAGCCUAUUUUCCAGGGUACCGCUGAUCCUAACAGCGAGAUGGCCAAGUGGGUGCGCGUGGCCAACACGCAGAAGUGCAUUCGUGCCGGCGGCAAGCACAAUGACUUGGACGACGUUGGCAAGGAUGUCUACCAUCACACCUUCUUCGAAAUGUUAGGAAACUGGUCCUUCGGCGACUAUUUCAAAAAGGAGAUAUGCUCCUGGGCUUGGGAGUUCCUUACACAGCGGCUAAAUCUCCCCAAGGAUCGCCUGUAUGUAACUUACUUUGGUGGCGAUGAAGCCAGCGGCCUGGAGCCCGAUCUGGAAUGCAAGCAAAUGUGGCUGGAUUUGGGCCUGAAACCGGAGCACAUCCUUCCGGGCAGUAUGAAGGACAACUUUUGGGAAAUGGGUGAGACUGGACCUUGCGGACCUUGUUCCGAACUGCACUUUGAUCGUAUUGGUGGACGAAGCGUACCUGAGCUUGUAAAUAUGGACGAUCCUGAUGUCCUUGAGAUCUGGAAUCUCGUGUUCAUCCAGUACAACCGGGAAUCUGAUGGCAGCUUGAAACAGCUACCCAAAAAGCAUAUCGAUUGUGGCAUGGGCUUCGAACGUCUGGUGUCUGUCAUUCAGAACAAGCGGUCCAACUACGACACUGAUCUAUUUGUGCCUCUUUUCGAGGCCAUCCAGGCCGGUACCGGCGCCCCAGCUUACCAGGGACGCGUAGGCGCUGACGAUGUAGACGGCAUCGAUAUGGCCUACCGCGUGCUCGCCGACCACGCCCGCACAAUUACUAUUGCUCUGGCUGAUGGAGGCACUCCCGAUAACACUGGACGAGGUUAUGUCCUGCGACGCAUCCUUCGACGCGCAGUGCGGUACGCCACGGAGAAGCUGAACGCGAAGCCCGGCUUCUUUGCCACCCUGGUAAAUACAGUGGUGGAUUUGCUCGGCGAUGCUUUCCCGGAGGUGAAGAAAGAUCCGCAACACAUCAUUGACAUUAUCAACGAGGAGGAGUUGCAGUUCCUCAAGACCCUGACGCGAGGACGAAACUUGCUGAACCGUACAAUUGAAAAGUUGGGCAACCAAACUACCAUUCCCGGUGAUGUUGCUUGGCGGCUGUACGACACCUAUGGCUUCCCAGUUGAUCUUACCCAGUUGAUGGCAGAGGAGAAAUCACUGAAAAUCGAUAUGGAUGGCUACGAGGCAGCUAAGCAGAAUUCUUAUGUGCUUUCACAGGGCAAGGGUGCCAGCAAGAUCGAGGAGAUCAAUUUGGACGUGCACGCUAUUUCCCAAUUGCAGGAGCAGGGUGUGCCACCAACCAACGACUCCUUCAAGUACAAGUACGAGGCUGUGUCUGAAGAACGUGACUCCGCCUACAACUACGGUGUAUGCAACAGCAAGAUUGUCGCUCUGCGAUUUGAAAACCAGUUUGUGAACGAAAUCAGCAGUGGCCAGAAGGCGGGCAUUGUUCUGGACAAUACUAACUUCUAUGCAGAGAGUGGUGGUCAAAUCUACGAUCAAGGUGCUCUGGUUAAGGUCAACGACGAGGCAAAUGAAUUCCUGGUGGACCGUGUUUACAACCGUGGAGGCUACAUUCUUCACAUCGGCGUUGUCGAGGGUACACUGAAGGUGGGCGAUGAGUUGGAGUUGCACAUUGAUAUCGAGCGUCGCUGGCUGACCAUGAAGAAUCACUCGGCCACCCAUGCUCUUAACCAUUGCUUGCUCCAAGUCUUGGGUAAGGACACGGAACAGAAAGGCUCUCUAGUGGUGCCAGAGAAGCUGCGCUUCGACUUUAACAGCAAGGCAGCAAUGACCAUUGAGCAGGUUGCCAAGACAGAGCAGCUGACUAAAGAUAUGGUAUACAAGAAUGUGCCCAUCUACGCUAAGGAAUCAAAACUGGCGCUGGCUAAGAAAAUUCGAGGCUUGCGAUCUGUCUUCGAUGAAGUUUACCCAGAUCCCGUUAGGGUUAUCUCAUUCGGCGUGUCUGUAGAUGAACUAGAGCAAAAUCCCGAUUCUGAGGCCGGCGAAAAAACCUCCGUGGAAUUCUGCGGCGGUACCCAUCUCAGACGCUCUGGACAUAUCAUGGAUUUUGUCAUCAGUAGCGAAGAGGCCAUUGCCAAGGGUAUUCGGCGCAUCGUUGCUCUUACAGGACCCGAAGCUCUGAAAGCAUUGAAGAAAUCUGAGGCUUUCGAACAAGAAAUCGUCCGACUUAAGGCCACAAUCGACACCGAUCAGUCUGGCAAGGACUCCAAAUCCCAUGUGAAGGAAAUUGUUGAGCUGACUGAACAGAUUUCACAUGCAACGAUUCCUUACGUCAAAAAGGACGAAAUGCGCAACCUGUUGAAGGGUUUAAAAAAAACUCUAGACGACAAGGAACGUGCCAUGCGCGCUGCCGUUUCGGUCACUGUUGUAGAACGCGCCAAGGCCCUGUGCGAAGCCAAUCCCAAGGCCACCGUGUUGGUCGAGCAGCUGGAAGCCUUUAACAAUACCAAGGCGUUGGAUGCUGCUCUCAAACAGGUGCGCAGUCAACUGCCGGACGCUGCUGCCAUGUUCUUGUCAGUGGACGUGGACUCAAAGAAGAUCUUCUGUCUGAGUUCGGUGCCCAAGAGUGCUGUGGAGAAGGGACUUAAGGCUAACGAGUGGGUGCAGCAUGUCUCCGCUACCCUGGGUGGCAAGGGAGGUGGCAAGCCGGAAUCAGCUCAGGCUUCCGGCACCAAUUACGAAAAGGUAGACGAGAUCUUACAGUUGGCUAACAAAUUCGCUCAGUCAAAAUUGUCAUAAAUGCAUAAAGAACUCACUGCAGCUGCAAGACCUUCAAUUACUCACAAUUUUGAUACACACUUAUGCUUAAUCUUAAUCCGUUAAUCUGUUUCAAACGGCAUUUCUGAGGAAUUUUUACGGCUAUUUAUAAAAUAAAAGCAUUUAUAUUAAUACAA
Drosophila eugracilis is the source of this 3170-nucleotide messenger RNA. RefSeq names its product alanine--tRNA ligase, cytoplasmic (gene AlaRS). The transcript has 3 exons. The coding region runs from base 115 to 3015 and encodes 966 amino acids. Gene Ontology annotation, molecular function: nucleic acid binding; alanine-tRNA ligase activity; ATP binding. Gene Ontology annotation, biological process: alanyl-tRNA aminoacylation; tRNA modification. The record is from RefSeq and is a predicted model, not a curated record. Gene Ontology annotation, cellular component: cytoplasm; mitochondrion. Lineage: Eukaryota; Metazoa; Arthropoda; Insecta; Diptera; Drosophilidae.